GCCCAGAGCGGCGGCUGGAGGGAUUCAGCCAGCCUGGGGCGGGGGCUGACGGGACACGAGAUGUCUGCGACCCUAGAGCCCCCACGAAUCCAGCCCCUACGCCAAUAGCCCAUUCCUGGCCCUUUUAGUUCCGUGCUUCCCCUUAAAAUGUGGGGCCUGGGCACACGAACGACAGACCUUACAGCCAAUGGUGUCCCGCACCAUAAAUCUGGUAUCCAAUCAAAAGGCGAGGCUGCGAGGGCCCGGCGUGGGAACCACGCCCGACUUCAGCCUUCCUGCAUCUCAGCGGAUCUGCCGGGAGACAGCUCCUUGUGGGUGGAGAUCUCUGAUGCAGUCAGCGAACGGGACAAGGUGAAAUUCACUGUUCAAACCAAGAGCUGCCUCCCUCACUUCGCCCAGACCGAGUUCUCAGUCGUGCGGCAGCACGAGGAGUUCAUCUGGCUGCACGAUGCCUUCGUGGAGAAUGAGGAGUACGCCGGCCUCAUUAUACCUCCAGCCCCUCCAAGGCCAGACUUUGAGGCUUCAAGGGAAAAACUGCAGAAGUUGGGUGAGGGGGACAGCUGUGUCACACGGGAGGAGUUUGCCAAAAUGAAGCAGGAGCUGGAAGCGGAGUACCUGGCUAUCUUUAAGAAGACAGUUGCAAUGCAUGAAGUCUUUCUGCAGCGCCUGGCAGCCCACCCCACCCUGCGACAAGACCACAAUUUCUCUGUCUUUUUGGAAUAUGGCCAGGAUCUGAGAGUCCGAGGAAAGAACAGGAAGGAGCUUCUUGGGGGGUUUCUGAGGAAUAUCGUGAAGUCUGCAGAUGAAGCCCUCAUCACUGGCAUGUCUGGGCUCAAGGAGGUGGAUGACUUCUUUGAGCAUGAGAGGACCUUCCUGCUGGAGUACCACAUCCGCAUCCAGGAUGCCUGCCUGCAGGCAGACCGAGUCAUACACUUUCACAAGACAGGCCUGGCAGAGGGUUUUAACCCUAUCUCGGCUGCACUGAACAGUCUAGGAACACAGGAAGUCAACCAGCUAAAGACGAGCUUCCUCAAAUUGGCAGAGCUCUUUGAACGGUUAAGGAAACUAGAGAGCCGAGUGGUUUCUGAUGAGGACCUGAAGCUGUCGGAUUUGCUGAGAUACUACAUGCGAGACUCACAGGCAGCCAAGGACUUGCUGUACCGGCGGCUGCGGGCACUGGCUGACUACGAGAAUGCCAACAAGGCCCUGGACAAGGCACGUACCAGGAACCGGGAGGUGCGGACCGCGGAGAGCCACCAGCAACUGUGCUGCCAACGCUUUGAACGUCUCUCUGACUCAGCCAAGCAGGGUAAGCCCCACAGCCCUGGAGCCCCUGCCUGUAGGCUGCCUACCCUGCCAGGGUCCCUCUUCCUCUCCUCUCCAGAGCUCAUGGACUUCAAGUCCCGCCGCAUUUCCUCCUUCCGCAAGAACCUCAUCGAGCUGGCAGAGCUGGAGCUCAAACACGCUAAGGCCAGCACCCUGCUUCUCCGGAACACCCUUGUCAUCCUCAAGGGGGAGCCUUAGAGCCUGCUCUGGGAUCUUUAGGGACAAAAGUCCCCCAGACUCCCCACCCCAGGAGCCACUAGUCAUGCCCCAUGACCUCUCAGGGGAAGCCCCACCCCACCCCAAGGUGCCAGGCCCUGUAAGAGAACAGGGCCACUUGGGCACUGUGUUUGGCCACAGGUAAGCAGAGCCACAAACCUCCCUCCCUAGGGGCUGAGGGACAGCCUCCACCCACCUCUGGCCCAUUUGUUUCCAGCCUGUUCACAAAUAAAAAGCCUGGAUUUGUAGCAAGGAGGCCUGCUUGUCCUCACUUCCUGUGGCUCCAGGGCCACCAGGUACAUCCUCUACCAGGGCACCAUGGUAGAAACCCCAUCUUGGGGGUGCACUACAGCUCUGUCUUCAGCCAUUUUCCAGUGUCAGAGACUCUCUACAGGAAGGUAGAAGACCUAGCACUUGGAACCUGGGAGCAGUCUUCAAGGUGUGCAACCACCCCCAUAAACCCUGGCACAGACCACACAUAAACCUCAACGCCCAUUUUCUGAUGGAACUACCCCCAUCCUGCCUCCCUCCCAGAGAUACUGGCAAGCUCCCAAGAACUAAGGAACCAGCUCUAACUCCAGGCUUUCUUAGUUGACUGGGAGGAGAGGUAUAAACCCUGUAUUA
Camelus dromedarius (Arabian camel) is the source of this 2166-nucleotide messenger RNA. RefSeq names its product sorting nexin 32 (gene SNX32). Gene Ontology annotation, cellular component: endosome. The transcript is spliced from 12 exons. Lineage: Eukaryota; Metazoa; Chordata; Mammalia; Artiodactyla; Camelidae. Bases 148 to 1524 code for a protein of 458 amino acids. Gene Ontology annotation, biological process: retrograde transport, endosome to Golgi. The record is from RefSeq and is a predicted model, not a curated record. Gene Ontology annotation, molecular function: phosphatidylinositol binding.